GUGUUCAAUGCAUUCUGAUUUUGCGUUGUUGAGAAGUGAUUAGUAUCAAAAAUUUAUAAAAUAUGUGGAAGUUUAUUCAAUUCACGAUAUUUUUCAGCGUGCUGCGAUUUGGUGCAAGUUUGGAGUGUUACAGUUGUGAACUUGCAAAGAAUUCGAACUGCACAGUUCCUCUGGCUGGUACUCUACCAGUUUGCAACAAAGCACGACCAUAUUCUAGGAACAAAAUUUUUCAUUCAUUUUUGAAAGACAAUUCGACAUAUGAUUUAGAUGAACUUGAGAAAAACAAAGAAGAAGAAAGCUUCCGAUGUCUGUUGGUUACUGGAGAAAGAGUUUUCAAUCAUGGAUUUAUAGAAAAAGGUGUGAUUAGAGAAUGUGUCCCUGCCCGAGUCACAUGUGAAGAAAUAAAGAAAGAUUUAACAAAUAAAGGAGCCCGGGAUCUAAAUUGCACCAUGUGCGACACUGACUUGUGUAAUGGGUCUUUAGACCUCAGAAGUUCAUUCGGAAUGACAAUUUCUUUACUUAUAAUAAUAUUGAUAUAUUUUCGAAAAUAAUAGUUUUUCUUUCACAUGCACUGAUAAGAAUUUUGCAAUAUUGGCUAGAUAUGUACAUAUUACAGU
Ctenocephalides felis (cat flea) is the source of this 617-nucleotide messenger RNA. RefSeq lists its product as uncharacterized. The record is from RefSeq and is a predicted model, not a curated record. Lineage: Eukaryota; Metazoa; Arthropoda; Insecta; Siphonaptera; Pulicidae. The transcript is spliced from 3 exons. The coding region runs from base 63 to 551 and encodes 162 amino acids.